UAUGAAACGAAUCGCUUGACUAAUAUUCAAUAAUAUAGUAUAUAAAGGGCCCAAAAGGCUGGGCCAUAACGGCGUCCAUAGCAUUGCAUUGAAUGACAAAUCAGUUUGUGUUUGAGUUUUGGCCACAAAAACAAUCACUGAAAAUCACUUUUCAAUUGUGAUUGAAAUCAAUUGUAAUCAACAAAUCCAUUGCGAAACCAAUCCAUCGAUCGGACAGUUAUGUCACGCGCUUUCCUCUUCGGCGGCAAUACCGGCGCUCAGACCCGGAGUCAGUAUUUGGUCGAGUUUAAGGCCGGGAAGAUGACUCAGACUGGAUCUACUGUGAGUCCAGUGAAGGGCCGCAAAGGACUGGUAUAUCUGCACCAGAGUUCGGACGACCAACUCAUGCACUUCUGUUGGAAAGACAGACAAACGGGACAUAUAGAGGACGAUCUGAUCAUAUUCCCAGACGAGGCUGAGUUCAAGCGAGUGACUCAAUGCACUACUGGUCGGGUGUUUGUGUUGAAGUUCAAGCCGUCGUCGCGUCGGUUCUUCUACUGGUCUCAAGAGCCCAAAGAG
Molecule: messenger RNA, 558 nt
Organism: Medioppia subpectinata
Lineage: Eukaryota; Metazoa; Arthropoda; Arachnida; Sarcoptiformes; Oppiidae
Source: the annotation of a GenBank genome assembly